Molecule: messenger RNA, 1650 nt
Organism: Lachancea nothofagi CBS 11611
Lineage: Eukaryota; Fungi; Ascomycota; Saccharomycetes; Saccharomycetales; Saccharomycetaceae
Source: the annotation of a GenBank genome assembly
AUGACGACCUCGGCAAAAGUCAAAAGGCUAUUUCAAGACAGGAUUGGACUAAAUAGAGCUUCUCAAUUCAUAAACUGGGAGAGGAUUCUUCAAGAUGAUGACGAUGAAGGAGUGGAAGAAGUACAACGUUUCGAGUACGAGCAACAAUUGGACCGAACUUUUCUUUCGAAAGGUGCGAUUAUUGGUCUUGGUUUUGCAUUGAUGAGCCCUGUACUUGGUAUGAGCACUACUAUUAGCAUAGGGCUUAAUAACGGUGGCCCUUUAACAAUAAUUGUUGGCUUUGUUGUCUGCGGUAUUGCAACAUGGUUGUGCUCAUUGUCGCUUGGUGAGAUUGUAUCAAGAUUUCCUAUCGAGCUUCACGGAGGUAGUGCUAUGCUAGCUCCCCAAGGAUAUCAAUUGUGCUGCUCGUGGUUUACCGGGUGGCUUAUGCUCCUUGGAAACUGGACAAUGAGUACCAGUAUCACAUUUGCAGGUGCACAACUCGUGAUAUCACUUAUAACAAUGACUAACGACAGACUCAUCGGCGAAAAUUUCCUUAUGCUUUUUACAGUACUAGCCUUCUACUUAAUUGUCACUAUCGUGGGACUUAUUAAUUUGAAAUUUGCUGGUUUUAUUGAGACUGUUAACAAGGUUUGCGUCUACUGGAUCAUCUAUGCCGUUAUUUUUAUUGACAUACUGUUGCUGUUGUUUCAUUCAGGUCAGUACAGAUCUUUAAAAUACGCCUUGACACAUUUUGACAAUUCAAGGUCAGGCUACGCGAAUGCUGCUCUUUCUUUCAUGAUUGGUUUUCAGCAGUCCAACUUUACCCUUCAAGGUUUUAGUAUGCUCCCAGCAUUAGCCGAUGAGGUGAAGGAACCGGAGAGGGACAUUCCCAAGGGCAUGUCUACCGCAGUUUUGACGUCAACAAUAGCAGGUAUUGUUUUUUUAUUACCAAUUAUGCUUAUACUGCCAGAUUUGGAAACGAUAUUCAGCAACCCAAAAUUGAUGCCAAUUGUCUUAAUAUUCACAAAUUCAACACACUCCAUGUUCGUCUCUAUCUUCCUCGUAAUAAUGAUUUUGGGGAAUCUAUUAUUUUCCGGUAUAGGUUCAAUGACGACAUCGUCGCGCGCUGUAUACAGCAUGAGUCGUGAUAUGGCCUUACCUUACAGUCAGUUUUGGUCAUAUGUGGAUCCUAGCUCGAAGCAUAAAGUGCCGAGGAACUCUAUUCUAUUAAGCAUGGGUAUUUCUUACGUUUUGGGUCUUUUAGCGCUCGUCUCUACAGCAGCUUUCAACGCAUUUGUGGGUGCUGCGGUCCUAUGCUUGUGCUCUGCUACAUGCAUACCGCUUAUAUUAGUCGUAAUUUCUCGUCGCAGGGCAUUACACGGCUCGCCGGUGAAAGUCCGCUAUAGAUUAGGCUGGCCGGUGAAUAUUAUAAGCAUAUGCUGGUUGAUCUUCACAAUGGGGGUGAUUUGUAUGCCUCCAAAAAUCCCGGUAACUUUCGGAACCAUGAAUUACGCAUUCGUGGUAUAUCUUCUCUUCCUGAGUGGAGUCACAGCACUGUAUUUCCGAUGGGGCAAAUACAAUUUCAGGACACCAUUAAUUGGCGAGGACAACAAGGUGAACAAUUCUCAAGACACAGUAGACUUGCAAGAAGUCGUUUCCACAAAAUGA